Molecule: messenger RNA, 3395 nt
Organism: Carassius auratus (goldfish)
Lineage: Eukaryota; Metazoa; Chordata; Actinopteri; Cypriniformes; Cyprinidae
Product: tripartite motif-containing protein 35-like
Exons: 6
Coding region: 1421-2809 (462 amino acids)
Molecular function (GO): protein binding; zinc ion binding
Source: RefSeq, a predicted model, not a curated record
UAAAAUUGAAAAAGGAGUACCUUUACUUUUACUGGAGUAAUAUUUUAUUAUACGAAUCUGUACUUUCACUCAAGUACUUGAUUUGUGUACUUCGUCCACCACUGUUUUAAUCUAAAAUCAAUGACAAUACACAGGGGAAUUAUGGGCCCUGUGCACUUAAUUUGGUAUGAGGUCCCCUAUUUUGCUUUAAAAAAAAUUCUAAAAAAUCAACACUACCAAAGACAAAAAUAGUUUUGAAAAAUGUGAACCAUUUAAACAGACAAAAAUGUUUAUAUUUUAGAAAUCAACUUUUUUUUUUUCCAUUUAGUGGUAUUAUUAACUCCCUGUUGUCUUAUUUAGACUAAAAUUAAACAACUGUAACAUCUUCAAGGUAGUGCUGUUAUUCUUUGGCUCUGUUGAUACCUUGUGACCUUUCAUGUUAAUAACAUCACUGUUCUAUUGAUUCUAUAUGUAACCUCAUAUUUAUUUGGGAAGUUGUAAGGGGUAAGUAGAGGCCUUUUGUAGGCCAAGAGGCCAGCAUCUGUUCUUGUGUUUAUGGAUAGACAAGGAGAUAGGGUAUACUAUUAUAUGUUUUUUUGUUUGUUUGUUUGUUUUUUAGCCUGGUUGUCUAUUAUUUUGGCAGUAGUUCACCCCUGAAUGUUUUGCUUCCGUUAUUUCUUGAUUUAAUUUUCUCCUGCUUUCUUUGUUAUCUCUUUCAAGAUAUUGUUUGUAAACACAGAAGAACAAUGCUAUAAAAAACAAACAAGGGAAUGGUAAUGUUUUUUUUUUUGUCGUUUAUGUUACACCCUGACCUCGGCCGUGGAUCGCCACACUGUAAUUACAGAUUUAGCUUAAAUUAAUAUGUCCGUCUAUAUUUUUCUUAGAGCAGCAGUAGCUCUAGGGCCAUCUACAUCAAAAGCAGCAGAUCAGCGCACAAUACAGCAAACAUUUCAGAAACGUUUCAGGUGUGAGUCAUGUUCCAUCCGUAAAUCUGCAUUAAGUGGAUGAAGUGGACAGAUAAAAUAUUCUCUAAUUCUGUCAUUCAGUUUUAAAAGUACUUAAGCGUCUCACACAGACCUGAAGCACCAGAACUGUCUCUUUCCAAACCUUUAUUUUGUUUUCUAACAGUAAUGGCAGACAAUCAUUCAUAUUCUAAAAACUAAAUAACAAUCUUGAGCUCAGAUUCAACACAGCAGCAAAGGGUCAAAGUACACAAGACACAAUCAGUAAGAUAGUAAAAAUGCAGAAACUUUACCCUCUCAAAACACUUACCAGGAAACGACUGUCUCAUUAUUCAACUGCUUUCUGUCCUAUCUGAAUAUCUGGACAAAAUCAAAAACAAAAUAGGAUCAAGAAGGAUUUAUGAGAAGCUUGUUUUUGCGUAGACAACAGAUAUUUGUAAUUCGUGUGGUUAUUUAUGGAUCGUAUGUAAAAAGUGAAAAUGGAUUCACUGUCUGCAGAUGAUUUUUCUUGUCCCGUGUGUAUUGAAAUCUUCAAGGAUCCUGUUGUUUUAUCAUGUAGUCACAGUGUCUGUAAAGAGUGUCUUCAACAGUUCUGGAGAACUAAAGAAACUCAGGAGUGUCCUGUCUGCAGGAGAAGAUGUUCAAAUGAUGCACCUCCAUGUAAUCUAGUGUUAAAAAACGUAUGUGAGUCCCUCCUGAAGGAGAAGAAAGAGAGGCAUUCAUCAGAGUCUGAGGAGCUCUGCAGUUUACACAGUGAGAAACUCAAGCUCUUCUGUCUGGAGGACAAACAGCCGGUGUGUUUAGUGUGCAGAGAUUCAGAGAAACACAUCAAUCACACAUUCAGACCCAUCAGUGAAGCUGUUCCAACUUACAAGGAGGAGCUCCAUACAGCACUGAAGUCCUUACAAGAGAAAGUUCAGCACAAAGCAAACAUUAAAGAAGAGUUUGAGAAAACAGUUCAACACAUCAAGUCUCAAGCUGAUCAAACAGAGCAGCAGAUUAAGAAGGAGUUUAAGAAGCUUCGUCAGUUUCUCAGAGAUGAAGAGAAAACUACAAUCACUGCACUGAGAGAGGAAGAGGAGCAGAAGAAACAGAUGAUGAAGGACAAGCUGGAGGAGAUCAACACACACAUCUCAGCUCUUUCACACACAAUCAAAGACAUGGAGGAGAUGAUGAAAGACAGUGACGCCUGCUUUCUGAAGAAGUUUCCAGUCUCGAUGGAAAGAGUCCAGAUCUCAUCACAGCCGGAUCCACAGACUCCUUCUGGAGCUCUGAUUCAUGUGCCGCGAUACUUGGGAAACCUGCCCUUCAGAGUCUGGAAGAAGAUGCAGGACAUCGUCCAGAACACUCCUGUGAUUCUGGAUCCAAACACGGCUCAGCCACUUCUCGUCCUGUCUGGUGAUCUGACCAGUCUGAGAUGGAGCAACAUCAGGCAACCUCUUCCUGAUAAUCCAGAGAGAUUUGACAUCUAUCCCUGUGUUCUGGGUUCAGAGGGGUUUAACUCAGGAACACACUGCUGGGAUGUGGAGGUUAAAGAGAGCUCAUCCUGGGGUCUUGGUAUAACUACAGCAUCAAACCAGAGGAAGGGAAGUGAUUUUUUUAAGACUGAUGUCUGGAGUUUGCAGCACAAAAUGUUUGAAGACUUUGGUUUUUCAGUUAAGCAGGUUCUUCAAUGUGUGAGAGUGAAUCUAGACUAUGACAGAGGAACAGUGUCAUUCUCUGAUCCUGUAACUAACACACAUCUACACACAUUCACAACCACCUUCACUAAAACAGUCUUUCCGUUCUUUCAUAGCAUCUACCCUCUGAAGAUCUUACCAAUACAUUAUUCUAAGUCUAAUACUAUCUACAACCAAAGUAAAUUCUAGCAUGAACCAGGGGCGGCUUUAGGGGUGGGCUAAGGGGGCUGAAGCCCCAAAUUUUUUCAGUAAAGCCCUGAAUGCUUUUAUGACCGUGUCUUGUGCGCAUCAUCAUGAGUUUUCAUGUGCAUUAAAAUUAUUUCUAUUAUAUCAGCACUGCUUCAGAUAUUACUGUAUAGCCUAUAAAUUCAUAAUACCAAUCUCAUCAUCUGUUAAAAUGUGAUUAUUGUUCUUGUACUGGACAUAAAUGGUAAACUUAAAUGGUAGCUUUCACAGCAGGCUUCUACCCGGCAGUCAAAGUGGCAUUAUGUCACAAAAGUGUGGGCUCAAAGGAAGACCACAAGGGUUUAGGAUGUGAUUUGGGACAGGGCCAGCGUCGAGUCUUCUGAGGUGAAGAGUUCGUGGCUCACACACACUUUACACAGUCUGUUUAAGUGACAUUUUACAGGCUCAUUUCUGUACUGUUUUCAUUGAAAGUGACGUGACAUUCAGCCAAGUAUGGUGACCCAUACUCAGAAUUUGUGCUCUGCAUUUAACCCAUCCGAAGUGCACACACACACGGAGCAGUGGGCAGCCAUUUAUGCAGUUGAGCAGU